GGGCGUGGCCGUGGAUACAGAGGGCGUGGAAACUAUCAACAAAGACCCCCCCAAUCUAUAGGGCCAUGUCAUGGUUGUGGGCAAUAUGGACAUUUGUGGAGGAGGUGCCCAAGAACCGUCUGUUCGUACAAUAAUCAGGGUGUUGGAGGUAAUGCUGAAGGACAAGCAGUGCCAGCUCAGGGUCCAGUUAAUCCUAACCGGGGCCCUGAACAAAGUUUCUAGGGAUGCCUUACGGACCCGGUGGGGAGAUGUCAGCUGGUAGCAUCUGGAGAUGAUGAAGAACCGACAGUAGUGGUGAAACUUAACGGCGAACCAUUACAGAUGUUGGUUGAUAGUGGAGCGACUUUCACAUGCGUUCAUUCUAGAGAUGCUAUUCAUCUUCCCAUGUCUGGAAAAUUUGCAAGGACAAUCGGGUUUGAAGGUAAAAAACAGCUGAUUCCUUUCACAAAGCCAGUAGAUAUCUCCUGUGGGGGCCAAAGAGUCAAGAUGCCCAUUUUGGUCUCAGAUAAUACACCAACAGGACUUUUGGGAAGAGAUGCUUUGUGUGAGUUGAACUGUACCAUUCAAUGUACGCCUGACGGCUGUCAGGUGCAAUUCCCUAAGGAAAGUAAUUUUCAGCUACCAAUGCUGACGGAUAAUGCUGGUCCGUCUGUAUGUUGGAUUGGAG
Molecule: messenger RNA, 667 nt
Organism: Austrofundulus limnaeus
Lineage: Eukaryota; Metazoa; Chordata; Actinopteri; Cyprinodontiformes; Rivulidae
Biological process (GO): proteolysis
Molecular function (GO): aspartic-type endopeptidase activity
Source: RefSeq, a predicted model, not a curated record